AUGGCGUCCGUAAACGACGAUGCGGCCCUGUCGACGGCUGAUGCGCCGCAAACACAUUCGCUAGAACCGAAACCCUCUCUAUUUGUACUCCAAUCCGCACACGAGAAGGGCCUGACGUAUGAUAUAUCCGACGCUGAAGAUGUGCGAUCGUUCGAUACCCCCGACGCCGACCUGCCUCCACUACCUGCCGACGAUGAAGACAGCUUCCUCCAGCCCGACAACGUUGGAGUCAGCCAGAUCCAAGGCGACGAUAGCGCAAUCAUGGAGCGCCGACUUAUGGACAUGGAGUCCAGCUUUCUCAUUGAGCCCGAAGCAUCAAUCACCGCAGACGCUCCAACUCGCGCAGCAGCUGGCGCGGACGACACUUACCUGUUUGGUGGCUCUCCUGGGCACUCGCGACCAACGUCCAAAGCAGGCGAAGUCGAGAAGAAGGCGGAACCACCGACUCCAUUCCACGACUCUCACGAGGGCGACUCAUCCAUCCUAUCAAACGAGCCACCAACGCCUGCAGGCGCUUACAAGACACCAGCAGUACGACGGUCGGAUAUCACCGACGACUCAAUAGACUCUGGCAUCUCCACAUCCGACGUUAUGCCUUCGUCGCCGUCUGCUGACGCUGCAAGGCGACGCAAUAAGUCAUCGGAAAGGACAAACGAGGAACAAUCCGAGCAAGAUAUUUCGGUCUUACCCGAAUUGCCCGAAUUGCGACCCCCAAGAGAACACGACGAUGCCCACCGACCAACUUCGAGUGCCUCUACGGUGAAGGCACCACCGGACUUUACCGCUACCACUGGUGAAGAUGAAGAUUCUUCAUUCACGGAAGACCAUGAAUUCAGUAUGGAGAACGUGCAGUCGUCUAUAUCGCAAGCCCCGACCACUGCUUUGAAAGUCGGAAAGCGGCCGAGCUUCUUGUCAACACGCACUUCUAGCCAGCGAUCAUCGCUGUCUUCCCUAACCAAUCUUUCCAACAUUUCUGGGGACAAUGGUAGUACCGUCAGUCUCGGGGCAGACUAUGCUCUACAAUCAGGCGGCUCAGCACCACGCUCUUCCGGCCCGCGCAACAUCGAACUUUCAAGAUUACCAAGUCUUGGGAGUAUUGCAUCUUCAAUGUCUGGGUAUAGUGACACCAACCCCUGGGAUAAGAUGCGAAGCAUCAGUUCAAAUUCCCUCUCUGGACUUCUACACCAGGACACCAGCUUAGGACCAUUGGAGGAAGAGGCGCCUGGUUCCACAACCCCUCCAGAGACCCCACGUGCUCCAAACGUAAAGAUAGUUCCUCCUACCGAUACGGUCAUCGCUAGGCAUGUUCAAGGCAUCCAAGUCCCGGAUACUGUCGCGCGCGAAUUUCGACAAAAACAUGGCGAUUCGCCGAAAAAACGACACAUGGCGACUCCUUACACUCGAAACAAGCAUAAUUUGACACUCAAAGAACAAAACAGUAAGAUUGACAAGUUGAGCAAAGAGAAUUUCGACCUCAAGCUCAAGAUUCAUUUCCUUGACCAGGCGCUCCAAAACAGGUCCGAUGAGAAUGUGCAGGAAACGAUCAAUAAGAACGUACAGCUGCAAACGGACCUUGCGAAUGAGAAGAAAGAAAAUCAGUCACUGCGCAAGAGACUCCGCGAUCUGGAGAGGAGACUGAAAGCACAUGAUGAUGGGGUGACGACCAAAGAGCCAACUAGUGGGGAUGAGGAGGAUAGGAGUGACGGCGAUCUGUCAAGAUCUGCGCUCGAAGAAGAAAUUGAGUUCCUGCGAGAGCGCCUGGAGACAACAGAAACGACUAUAGAACAAUGGAGAGAAGAAGCGUUGCAAAAGGAGGCCGACAACAGACGCAUGGCCGACUACAUCAGAACCAUGAACGAAAAGGGUGCCUCGGAUGAUUCGGCCGGUGUCACCGAGGCCAUGAACAUGUGGAAGGAAGAUUUCGAAAACGAACGAGCGCGGCGCGAGCAAGCGGAAAGUCGAUACGCGCAGGCAGAAGCUGAGCGCGAUCAGCUUUUGAAAGAAGUGCAGCGCCUCCGUGAAGACCAAUUUCCGCAACAACAGCAACACUCUACGACCAACAACCACAUCAGACACGUGUAUAGCAAUCGACACCUACGUACAACAAUAACCACCCGCUCGAAUGCCGGAUCAGAUGUCAACGAACAACAGGCUAUUUCCUCUAUGGGUGGCAGUAGCGGUACGUUGGUGGAGCAUUUACAGGUUGACAACGAGAAGCUACAGCGUGACCUUCACGCUCAAGCAUCGAUGCUCACUUCUCGUAACCGGGAAAACCAGAGAUUACGAGAGGAGAACGAAGGUCUCAAACUCACCAUUCGAAGAGGCGACGUUCAUUCCAUUGCGGGCGACAGCAUUCUAGAACGCUCAAUUUCCCGCAAUCAUCAACGGUCUGUUUCACGAGGUAGUAGAGACACGCGUGUUACUCAAAUUAGCGACCCUGCACGUGAUCAAGAACGCGACGACCUUGAAGCCAAAUGCGCGUCUCUCCGCGAUGAACUUUCCCAGACGAAGCUUCAGUACAAAGAGCUUGAUGACCAGCUUAUCGGACAUCUUGACCUUCUCGAGCAGACCGAAGUCAAGGUGCAAGAACUCCAAAGAGAGCUCGAUGCUUCUACUGAAGACUUGCAAGCGCUGUCGAACGAACGAGAUGAGAUUCUUCAAGGUCUAGAAGAGAAGGAACAGGAAUGUGAAGACGUCAGGCAACAGGCGCUAUCGACAAUCCAAAGGCUCGAAGCAGAGAUCGAGCAAAAGGAGCAAGAGUGCAAUCGUCUCCUUAUCGAGCUUGAGAACAUCACCGAAGAUUUCAAUGCAUUGCAGCAGGAGAUGAAGAGUGUCAGUGAGAGUCUAGUGCAACUUGAGGACGACCGGGACGCCAGCAUGCGCAAGAUUCAGCAGCUGGAGUCUGAGCUUGAAGACGCGAAUCAGGAGCUGGUCAGGCAAGACAAACUUCUUGCGGACGAGAAAGCCAAAAAUGAGAAGCUCGACAUACAGCUUGAAUCCUGUCAAGGCGAGAUUGAUUUCCUUCGCGAAGAACAGGAGGGCGAUAAGAUCAAGAUUGGCGAGCUUGAAUCGAUGCUCAACGCAGCACAGAUCACGAAUCAAGAUGAGAAGGAACGAUAUCGUGAAUUGGAAGAGCACAUCGCCGAAGAAAGACGUCAACGUGAGGUCUUGGAGACUCAAGAGAAACAAGAGGUUGACAAGGUCGUUACCGAAUUGAACACACAGCUAGCGAAGCUGAAGGACGAGAACAGAAAACUUCGCAAGAGUCUUUCGGGUAAAGAAGUCGAAGCAGCUCAAUGGAAGCAGCGGCUAGACGAGCUUGAGGGCAAUCUCCGCGAUGCCCUAGGUAACCUCAACGGUACCAGGGCUAGCUUGUUGAAGGUAAGUGUCGCCUCCAUAACGGCUCGGUUCAAUUCUAACAGCGAGGUGCAGGACGUCCAGAAACUACAGCGUGACUUUGAAGCCACUCAGCAAGAAUUGGAUAAUUCAAGGCAAGAUCUCGCAGAAAAAGACAGGCUUCUUCGCAACCGGGAUGCGCUACUGGAAAGCACCGGCCUGGAAAGUCGCCGCUUGUCUGAUAUGCUCGAGAAGGAGCGACAAGCCCGCCGACAGGACCAGACCUCUUUCGAGAACGCCAAACGCGGGCAUCAGUCCGUUACUAGGAGCAUUCAACAACACGAGACGAGGGUGCUAGAACUUGAGACGCUCCGUAGCCAGGACCGACAGAAACUACACAACUUGGAGAAGAAGUAUCGCGACGAGCUUCUGGAGCGGAACAACUUGCUUUACGCUCUCUGGAAUCGCCUUUCAACUCUGUGUGGUGGGGAGUGGGCGCGCAACCACAGCCUCGUUAAUGGCGAGUUGCCGUCCAUGGAGGUCAUAUCCAAAAACAUCCAAGGAUUCAACAAGAACAUUAUUCUCGCAGUAAAGUACGUCGAAGGCAUCAUCGGCGGCUUCCGCCAGCGAAUACGCAGCCUAGAGAAGGAUCUUAUUCGCGACUACCAAACACUCGAGCAUACCCUCGAUGUUAGGAUAAAACGUCUCGACCAGGUCGAAAAGCUAGUACGCGCACAACGGGACUCCAUCGGCCGACCGAGCACCGUCCGCGGCGGCAUUGUCGAACUCAACACGCAGGAGCUUAACAAGCUCCGGCAGGAGAACAAGACCCUCCGUACAGAGGUGCAGACCCUCCGCGCCAUUCAGGUGACAACCCAAGUCUCACCAGGAGGCUCCCGCGCCGGCUCCCCCAGCUCCAAGCGCGCCAGUGUGGCAGCAACGCUACUUCGCCACCACUCCACAUCCGCCGUCGAAGGCAUUCAAACCCAGUCGCCAGAUCAUCCGUAUCCGCAAGCCGGGCCUCUGCAACACAAUGAGCAGAAAUGGAUUCACAGGCUUAAGGAGCUGGAGCGGCGACUGAAGGCUGAGCGUGAGGCGAGGCUGUUGGAUCGCAGCGGUGCGAGGAAAAGACUCGAGCAGAAGGUCGAGGAGAACGCUGAAUUGCGGGGUAUGCUUGAGAGGGAGCGCGAGCGAAGUGGGAGCAUUGUUCAGUCUGUGGCGGGUAGCCUGGCGGGCAGCCGGAGCGCCAGUCAGACUGGAUGGAGCAGGAAUCACUGGAGCAGGACCGGCGUCUUCAGUAUGUUGUAG
Didymosphaeria variabile is the source of this 4644-nucleotide messenger RNA. RefSeq lists its product as uncharacterized. The record is from RefSeq and is a predicted model, not a curated record. The transcript has 2 exons. Gene Ontology annotation, cellular component: microtubule organizing center. The coding region runs from base 1 to 4644 and encodes 1547 amino acids. NCBI's taxonomy places the organism in Eukaryota, Fungi, Ascomycota, Dothideomycetes, Pleosporales, Didymosphaeriaceae.